This is a messenger RNA of Triplophysa rosa, 4180 nucleotides long. It is a transcript of the gene plekha7a, whose product is annotated as pleckstrin homology domain containing, family A member 7a. The transcript has 29 exons. Gene Ontology annotation, molecular function: protein binding. The coding region runs from base 49 to 3939 and encodes 1296 amino acids. The record is from RefSeq and is a predicted model, not a curated record. Lineage: Eukaryota; Metazoa; Chordata; Actinopteri; Cypriniformes; Nemacheilidae.
AGAGGACAGCGAGGAGUGAGCCAGACGCCGGGGCUUUACACGGGAAUCAUGGCGGCGCCGCUCCAGCGGGACACCUUACCUGAGAACUGGUCCUAUGGGGUGUGCAAAGACGGCAGGGUCUUUUUCAUUGACGAUGAGUCGAGCGCCAAUACUUGGCUUCAUCCCCGAACCGGUGAACCCGUGAAUUCUGGACACAUGAUCCGGUCGGAUCUGCCAAAUGGUUGGGAGGAAGGAUUUACGAAGGAAGGAGCGAGUUUCUUUAUCGACCAUAAUCAAAGGACGACUACAUUCAUACAUCCUGUAACAGGCCAGAUCUCUUCUGAGAACACUGAAUUCACCCUUCUGGACCAGACGGGCAGACACAUGGUGAAGCAACCGCAGACGGACGCGCGGCCCUCCAGCACCAUCAGUGAGGCCUCCACCGCUGUCACCUCAUCCACUGUGGACACCAAUUCAGGGUCAAAGGGAUCUAGGUCCAGUGGAAAGGUCCAUAGCUUUGGCAAACGGGACCAUUCCAUAAAGAGGAAUCCCAGCGUUCCUGUUGUUGUAAGAGGAUGGCUCUACAAACAGGACAGCUCCGGGAUGCGACUGUGGAAGAGGAAAUGGUUCGUUCUGGCUGAUUUUUGCCUCUUCUACUACAAAGACAGUCGUGAAGAGUCAGUGUUGGGUAGCAUCCCUCUACCCAGUUAUACCAUCUCUCCUGUGGGACCUGAAGAUCACAUCAGCCGCAAAUAUGCCUUUAAGGCGACACACACAGGGAUGCGCUCGUACAUUUACAAACACAGUUCUGUGAUUGGCUCGCAGGCGGAGCACACUGGGAUGAGGACGUACUAUUUCAGUGCAGACACGCAGGAGGACAUGAACAGCUGGGUCAGGGCUAUGAACCAGGCUGCCCUGAUGCAGACACAGACAGUGAAGAGAGAGGUGUUGGAUCAUCCAGAUCAAGCGGACGUUUCUGCCAAACUCGGGCAGAAGGCUGUUCCUCAGACCAAUCACAUCAACAGCUAUGUGAUCCCUGAACCUGAGGUCAUCCAGAGCGACGGGCUACCCGAGGUGAAGCCGGACACAUUUGUGGGAGAGGUGGAGAGUCAGGUUGCCCCGAGAGAGAUGGAGCAGUUGAGGGCUAGGUCUCCAGCGAGCAAGGUAGUAGCGGUGGAAGUUUUAGGUCCGGGAUCCCAAGUUCCUUCUCGUGCGCCGUCCAGGGCCGUAUCCACCCCACCGGUCAUACUGAGGAAUGGAACGCCCUUGGAACAGAAUGGUACGGGAGGGUAUCAGAGAGGGCCUACGCCUUCUUCUCAAACUCCAGUAAAGGUACAGAGGAAAAGCACUCUGGAGCAGGUGGAAAACUGGGUCAAAGUUCAGAAAGAUGAGCGCAGGGGGUUGGUUGUUACCGAUGGAACAAUCCCACGCCGGACGCCUCCCAUUCAUCCAAAGUACGGCACAAUAGAGAAGUACCAGUCUUUACCCAAAACCCCAUGGCACAGCCCCCCCACAGCCCACCGCCAGUUGCCCAGUGAAUACAAAUAUUCCCACGACCGGCUUAACCACUUACAGCGGCCCGUGACGCAUGAAAACACGGUUUGGCAGCUCUACGAGUGGCAACAGCGCCAGCAGUUUCGCCACGGCAGCCCCACCGCCCCCAUAUACACUCCAGCUCCAGACUACUCCACCGCCGUGUCCUCCACCAGACUCAAUUCAGACGUCUCUCGCUCCGUCUCUGUGCCCCCCACCCUGGCGGAUAUCCCUCCACCUGGACCUCCCGGGCCCCGGAUGCUGUCCCCCCGCAGACCCCACACGCCCGCAGGACGUGUUACAGUCAAACCUCUGGAUGAUCGGCCGGCUGUGGAAGUGCCACCAUUGAACUUACCUCACCGUGCACGCUCUUAUAAGUCGGCAACAAUAGAGAGACGAUCAGUUCCAACGUCCGGCUACAUCACACACACAAUCAGUGCACCCAGCCUUCAUGGAAAAACACCGGAGGAGCUCACCCUUCUCCUCAUCCAGUUACGGAGACACCAGGCCAUGAUGGCGGGUGUGCGCAACGAUGCGCUGGCCCACCUCCAGCAGUUGUCUCGGGUGAAGGCAGAUGACACAUACAAGCAUUUGAAGAAGGACCUUGAAUAUUUAGAUCUGAAGAUGAAAAGUUUAGAGCCCUUGAUCCUCGUGGUUCACAGUGUGUUACAAACCUGCUCUGCGGGGGGGUUGAGAUCGCUCUGGAACGUGAGCGGAAAUGAGAGUCUGAAAGCACGGUUGACUAAACCGGUGAAGGUGGCGGAAAGUGAUGUGGAUGUGACAUUGAGUCGACUGUGUGAACAGAAUAAAAUCCUGCAGGAGUUUGAGCUCAGACUCAGCGGACUGAAGGAAGAUAAGGAUAAGCUGGAGUCUGUUCUGGAUGUGUCUCACCAGCAGAUGGAGAAGUACCGGGACCAGCCAGCUCAUUCCGAGAAGAUCGCCUACCAACAGCGCCUCCUUCAGGAGGACCUGGUCCACAUUCGAGCAGACAUGUCUAGAGUGGCAACGGAGAUGGAGAGAGCAUGGGAUGAAUACAGCAGACUGGAGCAGUCAGUGGAACAGCUGAGGAACUUUUUACAGGCUGAGAUGAAUACGUGUCCUUCCCUUCAGGAGAAGACUCAGUUGAGAAAGGAGCUCUGGAGAAUAGAAGAUGUGAUCUCUGGACUCAGUUCCACCAAAGAAACCUUCAAAAUCACUAUAGACUCUGUAAAAAACCCAGAGAGAAAACUUGUGCCUUCAAUAACAGAAUCGACAGUGCCUUCUCGGUGCAUUACCCCAGCAGCAGAUGAGGUGCGCUCACCCCAGCGCAGUCUUGCCUCCAGUCCAUUAUCACUUCCCCCGGACAAUGAAUUUCCCCUGCAGCAUACUGUGUCAAAACUGGAAGAUGAUUAUGCUCCACCCAGACCACCUUUGCCCCUUCUCUAUGAUGAGGACACACCCCCGGUUGUCCCUCCCCUCCCUAAAGAAACGUCAGUCAUCAGACACACUUCAGUACGUGGCCUCAAGCGUCAGUCUGAUGAGAGGAAACGUGACCGUGAAAGCAACUACAACUACGUGAACGGAGAUUGCAGGGUGGAGCUGAGAUCCUACCUAAGUGAACCAGAGCUCCCUUGGAGUGUUCAUGGAUCAGAUCAGGUGGACCAAGGCUACCUGACUUUUCAAAGAAGAGGUUUGUCAGGCUCCUCCUCCAGAAUAAAUCAAUCCAGCAGUUUGACUUCCUGUUCAGAAAGGAGAGGAGAUUCAGCGUUACCCACAAUGGAAAGACCAAAGAGUGCCUUGGAGCGUCUGUGUUCAGGUGAAUCUCAGCCUGAUGAUCACCUUCCACAGAGAGCGAGGAUGAGCGUGGAAGAGCAGCUGGAGAGGAUGAAGAGGCACCAGAGAGCUUUAGUGCGCGAACGCAAACGAAACUUGAGUCAGGGCGAGCGACAGUCCAUCGGCUCCCGCGCCUCCGGACGGCCCGUCGGCUCUGACCCAGGAUCAGGCUGGGAGAAAGACAUUUAUUUGCAGCGAAUAAAACGUACAGUGCAGAGGCAGGAGAAACAGCGGCCCGCAUCAGAUGAAUGGCUGAUGGUUCGAGCCAGGCCAAUGAAAGAAGAUGAUUUGGAUCCUGUGGACUUUGAGUUUGACAUUAUCCGAGAGAUCUCUACACCACAGAAAGUGCCCAUCCCAAAGAGACUCAUGGACAUGGAUCUGGAUGAAGACCUGAGUCAAGAGGAGAAAGAGGCUCGUUCUCGAAACGUAGCAAAGAUAAAAAGUCUUCUGGCUAGGUCGAGUGUGAAGUCUGUAGAUGGAGAGCAAGUAGAUUUCAGUGAUCUGGAUCAUGCGCUUCAACAGCAGGAGAGGAUCAUGAGUGUACCUCUGGCUUUGGCCUCAGAGGCCUCCAUCAAGAGGAAACAGGUCACAGCCAAAGCCAUGUCUGGGAACUAAAACAUGUUGAGAUGCCCAAAGAUUGAUUUUUGUACCAAAUAUUUAUAAUUCACAUUCAUUCUCUAAAUAAAACUGUUUUGUAUUUAAGAUGAAAUAUUUUUAAUGUUUUUUUAUUUACUUGUGCAUUUUACCAGCUAUGUUGCCCGAUGUUUUUUCCUAAACAUGCAUUUGCAACGUUUGCAUGGUAUUACUGUAAUUUGAAUUACAAAUCAUGUAAUCUUGACUUGAGGUACUUCAUUGU